Messenger RNA from Maniola jurtina (meadow brown), 6900 nucleotides. RefSeq names its product inactive dipeptidyl peptidase 10. The record is from RefSeq and is a predicted model, not a curated record. Gene Ontology annotation, biological process: proteolysis. Gene Ontology annotation, molecular function: dipeptidyl-peptidase activity; serine-type peptidase activity. The coding region runs from base 598 to 3303 and encodes 901 amino acids. Lineage: Eukaryota; Metazoa; Arthropoda; Insecta; Lepidoptera; Nymphalidae. The transcript is spliced from 19 exons.
CAUGCGCGCCGAUGCGCUCCCAUUGUGCUCCCUCACCAUCGGCCCGCUAGCACACAUGCACACACAUGCACUUUUCAUUCAUCACAGCGUACAUUUCCACGCAAUGCCACUAGAUUAUCAGUUGGACCUGUAGUCGCAUGUGCGUUCGAACAAGGACCCCUGGUCUAUUACAAGAUACCGUACGCUUCAAACUAGCAGACGGGCAUACAUCACACUAUUAAAUCUUUAAAUAAAUAAACCAUCGGUACUUAGUGCGUCACAAGUGCUUUCAAAUCGUUCAUAAUUAUCGUUUUAAGUGCCUCCAUGCCCUUUGUUGAUAUAAUAGUAAAGUUUUUAGACACUAGAGUGCUUAUAUAGUUUUUUUAGUGUCAUUACAAUAAGUACAACUGUCAUUGUUUGGACAAGAUACAGUGUUUUUCUUUUCCGGGGAGCUGAUACAUCAUCAACAAUGUUAUAAAGUGAUGGGGGUGGUGUCGCUAGAGCGGUCUAGUGGCGCGGUGCGGGCGCGCGGCGGCGCUCCGGGCGUGCGGGCGGGCGGGUGCGCGGGCGCGUAGGGCGGCGCGGUGGCGGGUGCGCGCGCGGCGGGUGCGGCGGCGCAUGCACGCCACCGGCCACACGGACCGCUCGGGCGGCGGCGGCGGCGGCGGCUCCUGGCGCCUCCCGCCCGACGAGACGCUGCAGGUCGCCGACCCCAAGUCUGCCAAGGAAGACGUGAGUGACAUUGCUCUAGCGAAGCCAUCCAGUGCCAAUGAUCUCUACCCGGGAGAUGGGCACAACUGGAGAAGCAUCAUAUUUUCGCUGAUGGUCAUCAGUUUUGUGAUAGCUGGCAUAGUUACAGCCAUUUAUUUACUGGGAUAUGUGGACGAGUUGCUCUACUGGUCGGGUCGUCGCAUGCGCCUGGACGAGUUCCUGCGCGGCGACCUGACCGGCGAGCGGCUGCCGACCACGUGGGUCAGCUCGCACCAGCUCGUGUACCAGGCGGACGACGGCGGGCUGCUGGCUCUCGACACCUUCAACAACACCCUCACUGUACUCGUUACCAACCACACUCUAAGGCAGCUCAAUGUACGCGGUUACCAGUGCUCGCCGAAUCUACGCUUUGUGCUGUUCCAACACAAUAUCAAGGAGGUUUAUCGACGGACUUUCACAGCGCACUACACAGUUUAUGACGUCACAAAUGACCACCACAUCCCGCUGUUCGGCGAAGGUCAGAGCAGCUGGGAGUGGCAGCACGCGGCGUGGCUCGGCACCGAGGGCGCGCUCAUCCUGGUCGCAGACAACGAGGUGCUGGCCAGGCCGGCGCCGCCCGCUCGCCGAGCGCCCCUUCUGCGGCUCACCACCGACGCAAGCCCGGGCCGCGUGUACAAUGGCGUAUCCGAUUGGUUGUACCAAGAGGAGGUGACAAAAACCUCAUCAGCGACUUGGGGUUCAAAAGACGGCACAUUCGUGAUGUACGUGCAGUACGACGACAGCAAGGUGUCGGAGCUGAUGUUCCCCCACAUAUCCAACGGCAUCGGCGGCGCUGGUGCCACCAGAUCGGGCUUCCUGCUUCCUACUCUUAACAGUAGUCUGCCAUCAGUCUUCCCUGACCACGUUUCUGUUAGGUAUCCAACGCCUGGCAGUUCUAUACCACAAGCGAAGUUAUCGAUUGUGGCGGUCCAGAAUGUCACUUCGCCUCCAAGAUGGGAAGUCAAGCCUCCUAGUACGUUAGAUGGAAUGGAAUAUUAUCUCAUAUCAGCCCAAUGGGUGGGCAAAGAAAAUUCUCACAUAGGAGUGGUUUGGAUGAAUCGGGCGCAGAAUCUCACUGUGUACAGUAGCUGUUACGCACCUAAUUGGACGUGUACGGAGACGCAUUCAGAAAAAGCUACCGACGAACCCUGGUUGGAAGUCCAUGAACAGCCCGUCUAUUCGGAAGAUGGCAGCGCCUUUCUACUUUUAGCGGCAGUACAAGAGGGUGGCGGCCAAUACUAUACACAUAUUAAACAUGUCGAUGUGUUGCGACAACGUAUGGCUGUCUUAUCUCAUGGGAAAGUGGAAGUCGCCAAAAUCCUGGCGUGGGACCAGGAAAAUCACUUAGUAUAUUAUUUAGGUGUUGACGUCGAAAAGUUUUACCCUCAUAAUUUUGGACCUGCUAAUAUAACCACGGAGGCUAAUCAAAGUAGUGCUGAAAGACCAGGACAAAGACAAGUCUAUGUGGUCCGGGAUCCAAACUACGGUGGGGGGAGUAACUCCGUCAGAGCGCGCGCCGAACGCGAAGAGCCGCGUUGCCUAACCUGCGAGCUGGCACUUUGGCCCGCGCGUUUGCACUACGCGAAUUGCACUUUCUGGAGCGCCACUUUUUCUCCUGCGAGGCCGAAGCUUGGGAUAACCCAUUAUGUUCUGGAAUGUGGAGGCCCCGGGCCUCCACUCGCCGGACUUCAUGACGCUAGAACACAUAAGUUAGAAAGAAUAUUAUACGAUACGAGGCCUUAUAGAUCAGUACGAUUACGUGAGUUGGCAUUGCCUAGUCGUAGAUCAUUUGAUGUGAAGCUGAGUAGCGGGUCGAAAGCUCGAGUUCAGCUUUUUCUGCCCCCCUCAUGGCGGGAGGAACUGCGCGAUGCUGCCUUCCCAGUCCUCGUUCAAGUGGAUGGACGACCCGGCAGUCAGCAAGUAACCGACGAGUUUCUCCUAGACUGGGGGACGUACAUGUCUUCACGUAAUGACGUAGUUUACGUAAAAUUAGACGUAGCAGGCGCGAGAGGUCUCCCGCGCGCGCUCCUACGCGGUCGCCUCGGCGGAGUCGAGGUGGCUGACCAAUUGGCUGUUAUUAGAUAUUUAUUAGACACAUUCAAAUUUUUGGACGUGACACGGGUCGCGGUGUGGGGUUGGGGUUACGGCGGCUACGUGACGGCGAUGCUUCUAGGAUCGCAGCAGGACACGUUGAAGUGUGGAAUCGCCGUGUCGCCGAUAACAGACUGGUUGUAUUAUAAUGUAGCAUUCACGGAGCGCAUCCUCGGUCAGCCUUCUGUGAACUACAAGGGCUACGUGGAGGCGGACGCGUCGCAGCGCGCUCACCACGUGCCGCGGCACGCGCUGUACCUCAUACACGGCAUGGCCGACAUGAGUGCGCCCUACCCGCAUGCUCUACAACUAGCCCGAGCGCUUACCGACGCCGGCGUGCUUUUUCGUUAUCAGGCUUACGCUGACGAAGGGCACGACUUGAAGGGCGUUAUCGAACACGUAUACCGAUCAAUGGAAGAUUAUCUCCGAGAGUGCCUAUCUCUUGACCCUGAAGACACCAAGCUGCCUCCGCCAGAUAGAUAAAAUUAUAUAUUUAGCAAAAAGUGUCAGAUAAAACAUUCUAUCAUUUUUAGAAUACGUAAUAGGUUUGUUAUUAUAAUAAUUAUUGUGUAAAUAUGUAAAUGAAAUAGUGAUUUAAAAUUAUGGUGUUCUUCAUAUUAAGUUUAGUUUAAAUAUGCCUUCCGUUGAAGAUGCUAGAUAGAUGAAAUAAAAUGAUGACGUGUGUAGUUUUAAGUAUAAGACAGUGGUAUUGUAAAUAAAUAUAAGUACCUUAUUACCUAAAGGAGAUGUCAUAAUAUCUGUACAUUGGAUGGAUAAUUUUUUCUUAGUUAUAGAUUUGUUUUAAGUAUUUGUUUGCUUUAAGUCCGGAUUUUGUACCUACCUAUACAUAAUAGGCAAGACGUGAGACUGCAUGAACUGUACAGAAUGUCCUUAAAUUGAACUCAUAUUAGGUCAUUACAAAGGGUUGUACGUUUUGCUAUCUGCUAGUAUACAUUAUAAUAUAUUUAGUACCUUAAUAUUAAUCAUCUUAUGAUUAUUAUAACAAAAGGUUUAACUUUGUUAAAAAAUUGCUAUUCAAAAUAUAAUAAAUAGAUACUUCGUAGGUUAUAAUAGAUACAGAAAAAAUCUGACUACUUAAGUAAUUUUUUAAACGAAAUCGUUGUUAGUACUUAUCUAUAAAAUGCAGCUUGUGCAACCUUCGCCUUUAUGACGUCUUUACUAAAUUUCACCUAUAAGACUAUAUAAAUUAUUACUUACUAAAUCAGCUUAUUCACUAUUCUAUGUUAAAUUUCUCAUCCGAUGGCACAGCACACUCACAUAUGUAUAAAUCUAUUUUUAAUUUUUAUAUUUUUUAUCCAACAACAGCAACGGCAAACUUCUUUUACACCUAUUGAUUUUCUGCUUAGAUCCCUGGUUUCAGAUAGGUACCUAGUAGAUAUUCCUACGUCGUUAUUAAAAGCACAUACCUAACUAUCAGAAAAAAUUUAACAUAGAAUGAAGAAGAAUUUAAUAUACCUACAGCUGUUAUGUAAUCUGGUAUAUUUAUUGAAUCUAAAAAUUCAUCGAUGUUGUUCAUCGAUACCAAUUCAGUUAUAAGUAGGCACAACUCUUUAACUAUAGAUAUAAAGAGAGAUACAGCGCGUGCCAGACCUUUAUUAUUUUAUAAAAGGUGAAAGUUUCUCUGCGUAUUGUCCCCAGCACAGGGAGGAACGAUCAGCGGCUUUGAAGUUUGGGUCAUGGUGGCUUUGAGAGAUAACAGGUAUUAAAUUGUAGAAAUCUUACGUCAAAAUAUAAAGUCUAUUCUAUAUAUUUUUUCGGAAAAUUAUUUAGGUAUUAGAAAUCACGUCAGGCAUUGCCAGACACUGUGUCGUGGCAACCCCCUGCCUGACGUUCUUAAAGUUUAAAAGUUUUAGGGUAGCAAGGGGUUUCCACGAUACUAAGUGUCUGGCAAUGCACGAGGUGAUUUCUAAUACACACCUACUAUUCCGAAGAAAAUAUUUAAAAAAAUGACUUUAUACUUUGACGUAAGAUUUUUCCGCCUUUUGUUACCUGUUAUCUCCCAAAGCCACCAUUAUCUAAACUUCAUAGUAGCUGAUCGUUCCUGUGUUAGGGACAAUACGGAGAGAAACUUUCAGCUUUUAUAAAAUAAUGAAGGUCUGGCACGCGCUGGCUCUUAGUCCAAUAUAGAGCAAAUUGAUAAGACUAAUACAAUGAAGCAUUUUGAAGAGGAUGCCGCCCUAUAAUAAAUCCUGAAAAGCAUAUUAGGUACUCUAUGACAUAAUAACAACAUAAUGUGAUCGUAAUAUUCAUAGCAAUACGAGCUUUACUUCCUAGGCUUUACUGUAACCUGUAGCUCUUUCUACUUCCACCUUUAUAAAUGAAGUGUAACCGUUACAUUACCAUUAAUAUACAUUUAAAGCUUAGGUCAGACUGAUGCGAAAUAUGCGCGCGAUGUGGGAAGCUAUUACGUGGAUAGCGAAAUGAACUUGUAGGUAUAACAUAUCUACCUAGAUACCCAACUGGUGCAGUGUAGUCGCAUAUUCGCGUCCCACAUCCCGCACGAUUUUCGCCUUAGUUUGACGCGAGCUUACGAAUAUUUUUUUCUUUUUGUAAUAUACCUACCUUAUUUAUAAAAUACUUAGAUAUACGUUUGAAAAAAAUAAUGAGGAGCUUAUCGUUUAGGGAAUCUAUUAGGCCUUUUACAAUACGCAGUUUUCUUUGAACAUAAAUCACGGAUUUUUAAAGUUACUUUUUAUACCGCUUAGUCACUGUUACAAAUGUAUUAAAUAACUAAAUUAACCUAACAUUAGUUAUAUGUGUAAUCGAAAGUUUCAUAUUGUAAUUUUUAGAAAUGAAGUGACCUUGAUCAUCCCCUGACCCUCUGCUGCUUUUGCUCCAUCGAUUCAUCUCAGAUCUUUCUUAUUGAUUUAUGUUUCUUCACUCACGGACGUAUUGCGGCGUCAAAGCUCGUGACGUGAAAGACGCGAAACUUCGCGCCGCGAGGUUUUGCGCAUAGUGAAGUUGUUACAUAAAUGCCAACAUCUCAAUAUUGUUAUCAGAACAAAGUUUAUAUCGCAUUUUAGUAGUAGGUAAAGUGUGAAUGUGAAUAGGUAAACCUGAAAUCGCUCCCUAUACACAAAAUCAUAAAAUUAUUGCUAAGAGGUAAGAGGUAUCGAAGACGAUCUUUAAUGUCAAUCCGAUUAAUAAGUACCUCUCGAGCAAAAAUUUAUGCAGAAUGCAGGGCAUUACACUUUAAUGUAGACAUAACUACAGUAUUUACUCGAAAAUCGGGGUCAAUAAUAAUCCAACUUUACGCAAAUACUAAGUAUCUUAUUUUGACGUAGAGAAGGAUAUACCAAACAGCACACACUAGCAAAGAUCCUGGUGUACUGUCCGUUAUGCCAGGUCCUUUCUUACACGCACAUGCAAACUGUGGAAUCAACUCCCAUUGGCGGUUUUUCCAUUAGAUAAUGACAUGGGGUUAUUCAAGGGACGGACCAACAAGUUCCUUAAAGGCCAACAACGCAUCGGUGGUACCUCUGGUGCUGCAAAUGUUCAUGGGCGGCGGUAAUCACUUAACAUCAGGGGACCCGCCUGCACGUUUGCUCGUUAUUUUUAUUUAAAAAAGUCAGGCUAGUCGGCGUAAGUCGGCAGCAACUUCUCACUGUUUAAAGUUGGUCGUUGACGGAUAAAAAUCGGUGUUUGACAUUAAUUAAAAGCAUCUAGGUACCACAAAUUAGCAUUUUUCAUUUUUAAACUAGGUAAUGUAAACCCAGAAUUUUUUUAAGUCUUGAAGGUAUAUAUAUACCUAGUCGUAACUACCCCGUAAGUAACUUUAACGCUAUAUAUAGACCUCAACAAUACUGCGUAAAUAAAUAAUCGUAACCAAUAAGCAUGUACAAAGUAGAUUAAAGGAGCUAGAAAUCGCCUUCUCGUUAUAGGCAAUUAAAAGACGGUGUGAAUGUGUGUUUCCAUUAUCUACUAACCGAGAACGAUAUGAAAUAUACGUUACAUGAUUCAAAAUAACAGGACCUACUAAUUUGUUCGAAACUUCCCGCUGUGUUUUCUAAGAUUUGCCUCGAAACAAGCACACGCAAUCAGCAACACUGUGUAUAAUUA